ACUGUACUGAUACCAGGACUUCGAGGGUCUCCAACCUUCCUGGAACCAGUCGAGUUCUAUUCCCACAUGCCUGUCAACUCAUCUAGAGAUCUUUGGUUGGAAAGACAAUGGAAGAAGAGAAGAUGAGAAACAAUUUAGUGACAUACAUUCUCGCAAACUCAAAGUGUUUAAAGACAGUGGAAAUCUCCCUCAUAGCAGCCUUCAAUCUUAAGGAGAGGCAAAAGGAGUUAGUUACCAUGCCUAGGAUUUCAACAUUAUCUAGGCUUCUAUUCCCCAUCCAAAUGGAAUGGGAGUUCAAUGAAACAACUUUUUCAUUAUAUAUAUUGUCAUAUACAGUAUAUGCUAUAACUACUCAAGCUGUCGUUUACAGAUUGCAAUUUUUUUGCCUUAUUAACUCGAAAACUCUAAUUCAGCCAACUUUUUACUAGUCGA
Molecule: messenger RNA, 432 nt
Organism: Arabidopsis thaliana (thale cress)
Lineage: Eukaryota; Viridiplantae; Streptophyta; Magnoliopsida; Brassicales; Brassicaceae
Product: FBD domain family
Exons: 1
Coding region: 108-428 (106 amino acids)
Source: RefSeq, marked reviewed